UGAUGUUUUGGCUACUACGACGUUCUACAGAACCUUCUGUAACAAGUGUUGAGUGCUACUGGCGAAAACCGACUUUAGCAAAAGUAGGUUCUUCAUUGAAAGCAGCAAAAUUGAACGAGCUAUUUAAGAAUGUUCCCCCAGUUGCAUCACACAAUAAUUCCUUCUUAAAAAAACUAUUAGAAAAAGGAUUAGAAAACAAAAGCAAGGGCAUUUUAUUUGAAUACUACAAAACUGAAGAGAAUGCUAUUGAUAAAGUAUCCCUAUAUCAUUUAAUAAAUAAAUUUGUAAGAAACAGUAGCAGCAUCACUGCUGAAAAUUUUAUUCAGUAUUGUCAGCAAGAAAUGAAUGAUCAGCCUUGUAAAGAAAUUUUAAAUCAAACAAAAGAUCAAUCCAAUACUGGUACAUGGUUUGAGAUAAGGUAUGCACAUAUUACUGCAUGGAAGUUUUAUGAAGCAGCACAGAGUACAACAUAUGAUGGAUGUUUAGUGGAGUCAAUUUUGGGUGCAGCAAAAUUCAAGUCCACAAAGGCUAUGAAGAGGGGAUUAUCAUUAGAGGAUAAAGUAUUGAAGGUUGUGGCAAGAAAGAAACUAAUAAAAGUAGAAAAAGUAGGAAUAUUUGUAGAUAAGAGAUAUCCUAUAUUUGGAGCUAGCCCUGAUGCUGUAAAUGCUGAGUUUUGUAUUGAAAUAAAGUGCCCAUCAAAAGAAUCGACACUUAAGCAAUACUUAAAUGGUGGAGUCAUAGGUAAGAAACCUUUUGCCCAAAUUCAACUCCAAAUGCUAUUCUCGGGCAGAAAAAAGGGAUUAUUUUGUGUUGCAUCACCAAAUUUUGAAGUGAAUAAAGAUGUAUCAAUUGUGGAAGUUGAACUUGACAUUUUUUUUGUAAGGAUUUGCUGCAAAAAGCAACUUUGUUUUGGGAAAAAGCUAUCUUCCCAAAACUGAUUCAAUAGAUCUACUGUAAUGUACUCAACUUGUAAUGUCAACAAUUUACCUGUAGAUUUGACUAAAAGACAACUCAAUUGUUCGUGUGUAUUGAAAUAUAUUUGGUAUAAAUUUUCAUGUAUUAGAGCCGUUUUACACACAAGAGAAUUACUCCGAAAAUUAUGGUCAUAAUUAUGCCGAAAAUUUGCAUGGAAAAAAUAUUGAAGAUUGUCUCUACAACCUGUAUGACACCAGCAAACAAAAUUUCCGAGUAAUUCAUAUGAUACGCCUGCGCAUUAGAGUAAUAUUUUGGAAUGGACAUAACCUUAACGGGUGUGACAUCCAAUAUAAUCGGAAAGACAACAGACGUCGUUGAUUUACAUUUAUGAAAUCGAGAUCUUGGUUAAUAUUAUAAAAAAUGAAUUUGAGUCAAUCUGAUUUACUCUUAACUGCUGCAGUGACUUGUUGUGUCUUAAUAUACCAGUUAACCAAAAACAAAUUAGGUAGUAGAAAAAGAUCUCAGUGGACAAAAAAGUGGCUGCAGAGAAAAAAGGGUAGAGGUACUUUAGCUCUUUUAAACAGGGAGCUACGAGUAGAGGAUACGAAUGCUUAUAGAAAUUUUCUUCGCCUUGAUGAUACUCAAUUUGAUUACCUGUUAGCAUUGGUCGAACCUCAUAUAAAAAAGGAAGACACUUUCAUGAGAGAAAGCAUAAGUGCCCAACACAGGUAGUAAGAUAGCAAUAAUUAUUUGUUUUUGUUUAUUAUACAACACAUUCAUAAAGCCUGUAUAGUUUUGAUUUGGCAUCAUAUAAAUUUGGACAAUUGAAUUUACUUUUGACCUAUGUAUAUAUAGCUAAUGGGACUUAUUGUUUUUAGGCUUGAUGUCACAUUGCGUUUCUUGGCUACUGGUGAAACAUAUAGAAGUCUCAUGUACAGCACAAGAAUUCAUGAGAGCACAAUUUCUAAAAUUGUUCCAGAAACAUGCUUAGCAUUAUGUAGAUGUUUGAAAGAUGUUUAUUUGAAGAAUCCAACUACAGAUGAUUGGUUGAAAGUUGCUGCAGAUUUCCAAAGCAAGUGGAAUUUUCCAAAUUGUCUUGGAGCAUUAGAUGGCCGCCACAUAGCUUUUAGCCCACCUACAUCUGCUGGAUCAUAUUACCACAAUUACAAAGGCACAGACAGUAUGGUUUUACUAGCUUUAGUAGAUGCCAAUUACAAAUUUAUCUAUGUGAAUAUUGGUGUUAAUGGCCGAAUUAGUGAUGGGGGGGUCUUCAGUGCUUGUGGACUUUAUAAAAGAAUGCAAAACAAGACACUUAAUCUGCCACCAGACAGAGCUCUUCCUGGUAGGACAAAUAAAGUGCCUUAUGUUUUUAUAGCUGAUGAAGCAUUCCCAUUAUCUAAUCAUUUGAUGAAACCCUUCCCACAACGUUCAUUGACAUAUGAUAAUAGAAUUUACAAUUACCGUCUGUCAAGAGCUAGACGAAUGGUGGAGUGUGGCUUUGGAAUACUAGCAAACAGAUGGAGAGUUCUAUUACAAAAAAUACACUUGGGACCAGAAAAAGUUGAACUCAUAACAUUAACCUGUGUACUUUUACAUAACUUUUUAGUUAAAGAGAAUGCUAUGUACACUACUGAAGGCACGUAUGACAUUGAUCCAUCCCAACUGUUACCUCAAAUUUCACAGCAGAUUGGGAAUCGAUCAGGAAAUUCUGCGAGAUCAAUCAGAGAAGAAUUUAGGGAUUAUUUCAAUUCAACAUCUGGAUCUGUGCCAUGGCAAGACACAGGUUUACAAAGGAACAUUUCAUGAAAUAUUGAGUCAAAUAAUUAUUUCUAUUAUUGUACCGUAUUGUAUACAGAAAUAAAAUAAUGAAGUAUCCAUUUAAUGCUCUUUAAUUGAAAAACAUCAUUUCCUGCACCUUCGCAGGGCAGUAUUUAAUACAUUUACAAUUUCAGCUUCAACCUCAUCUCUUAUCUCACUGUCCGUUAUUCAGUCAAGCUUUGAGGCAACAUAUUCCCCAAAGAUCUGGUUAGAGGAUUACUCCCUGGUUUGUCCCAGUCUUUGGGAAAUAUGUUGCAAGGUACUUUUGACCUCCCCCAUAACAUCUGUAUCCUCUUCUUUCCUUUUCCUUUUUUUGGGGGCACUUGUCAUGCUCACCCUUGAAGAGCUUCUAGAGUGGCUUGGCGUGCUGAUAUGCUCCAAAGCCCCUGAUGGUGAUACUGCCGCCGAGAGCACCUCCUCUGCUAAGGCAUCCUCAUCAUCUGCUUGUUCAAUCUGAAAUGAACAGGUAGUAAUAUAGAAUAAAGUUUUCUAGUUUUGGCAAAAUAGGUAUAAAUAUAUAUUUACAUUAAAUUAAUGCUUGAUUAGAUUUGGAUAUGAAAAAUCAUGAAACAGUAAAAAGAAUGAAGGUAAUGACCAGUUUCAUGACAAUGUAACACCAGCUUGUACUUGGCAUGUUAUUUGUUACAUAAAUAAUAUGGAGUACAUGGUCAUAGGUCCAUUCUGUUAUCAUAAAUGCAAAAGUAUUGAUGACUGUUCAGCAAAGCUCAAGUGUACUUUUAGGUUUAGACAAAAUCACUGUUGAAUUCAGAUUUAAGUGAAAUUUGGGCUUUGGCCAUAGUGAAAUAUGCAACACAACAUCGGCACUUACCAAUGUUAUAUCUUGUUCUUGAACAUCUUCGCUUUCCAAAGAAUCGAAUGCUCCUCUUUCUUCACUAUUGUCAAACACAUAGCCAAUCAAAUUAUGAUACCACAGUGAUGGCUCCGUGAUCUGUGAAAAAUAUUACUUUUAACACUCAAUCAGAUACAUAAUGGAAGAGAAAUAUGCAAACAUAUAGAAAAAACUUACAUCAUCUGAACCAGCGCCACUUCUUUGCGAUUCCAAACAUUUUCGCCUCUCCUUGCUGGCAUUUUGUUUCAAAGCUUGAAACUUUGCUUGUACAUCCUGUGCUGUCACGUUAGGUUUCAAACUUCUCAAUGCUUGGACUACCGCAUCCAGCGCCUGACGCCGCAAAUUUCUAUUUUUGUAAUUGGCUGACUUCACCUUGUACAGGUUUGGCCAUUUUUGGUACUCCUCCAACAACAGUGUAACUUCUUCCCGAUUCCACGACAUUAUGAAUAAACAAUAAACAUAAACGCUUCUUCGUACGACUCGAACAGGACCACUCCAACAAAUGUUAAGUGAGGUUAUGUUGUUGUUGUUGUCGUUGACAUUUGAUAUUGACAUGCACGGAAACAACCCUCUGCGCCGAUUCUCGCGCAUAUAAUAUAG
Molecule: messenger RNA, 4183 nt
Organism: Acanthoscelides obtectus
Lineage: Eukaryota; Metazoa; Arthropoda; Insecta; Coleoptera; Chrysomelidae
Source: the annotation of a GenBank genome assembly